This is a messenger RNA of Knipowitschia caucasica, 1806 nucleotides long. The record is from the annotation of a GenBank genome assembly. Lineage: Eukaryota; Metazoa; Chordata; Actinopteri; Gobiiformes; Gobiidae.
AUGGCUCACUUCACUAAUGGGAAAGUGUAUGGUUGCAAACACCUCGUUCAGUCCACAACACCAAGGCCCACCCAAGAGUCGCUGAUUGGUGCCCAUGGAAACCUAUUGAAUCUUCUCCUGAAAUAUUUGGACUUCAAUGGUCCUCCAGGUCCAAGGGGUGAAAAGGGGGAUCAGGGCGACCAGGGGCCGCGGAUGGUCUUCCCUAAGAUCAAUCACGGCUUUCUUUCCGCUGAUCAGCAGCUCAUAAAGAGACGUCUCAUUAAGGGAGACCAGGGCCAGGCCGGACCACCCGGACCACCUGGCCCACCGGGACCUCCAGGUCCUCGAGGGCCUCCAGGGGAUACAGGCAAAGAUGGACCCAGAGGAGUUCCUGGUUUACCUGGCGAUCCAGGACACACGGGGGAGUCUGGGCUGAUGGGACCAGAGGGGCCACCGGGACCCAAGGGUUCCUUCGGGCCUCCAGGUGUACCCGGUGUGGACGGACUCAAGGGAGACACAGGCUUCUCAGGAGUGGACGGCAUCCCAGGAGCCAAGGGCGAAACGGGAGAGCGAGGUGAAAAGGGCGACAUGGGCGAAGACGGACUCAAGGGAGACGCUGGGGAGAAGGGCGAUGCUGGUUCUUCUGCUGCAGGCAUCAAGGGAGAACCGGGUGAACCUGGACGCGGUGGAACCAAGGGAGAGCCAGGACUUCCAGGGCUGCCUGGACUCCCGGGAAUAAAGGGAGAACCCGGGUUUCUGGGUCCACAGGGAGAGCCGGGGCUGCCAGGACUCCCAGGAACUAAGGGCGAGAGAGGCGACCGGGGCCUCCCAGGAAAAGGGGAACGCGGAGAGAUCGGACUGAUGGGACCAAAGGGUGUGCAAGGGGAAUCCGGCAUGACUGGUCCUAAAGGGUCCAAGGGUGAGACUGGAGACAAAGGAGAAACUGGGAUGUUUGGACCUAAGGGCCCCCCGGGGCAGAAGGGAGAUCCAGGUGCCACUGAAAUCAUUGACUACAAUGGAAACAUACAGGAAGCUUUGCAGAAGAUUACCACUAUAACCGUGACGGGUCCUCCUGGUCCUCCUGGAAUAAUGGGGCCCCCAGGUCUGAAGGGCGAUCGCGGCAUGCCCGGCCUUCCUGGACUCGAUGGCGAAAGAGGCUUCAAGGGUUCAAAAGGAGACAUGGGAAUGCCCGGAGCUUCAGGUGACAAGGGUGGGACAGGUCUGCCCGGUCUCCCUGGUUCGAAUGGAGUGAAAGGAGACAAGGGUGACUCCGGGCUGCCGGGUCCACAGGGUCCUUCUAUCAUUGGACCUCCUGGAUCUCCAGGUCCACAUGGAUCCCCUGGGCCAAUGGGCCCCCAUGGCUUCCCCGGCCCCAAGGGCGAGGCAGGUUUGAAUGGGUUAAAGGGUACUCGAGGGGAGUCCGGCCACAAAGGGGAUCGUGGACCUCUGGGUCUCCCUGGAGCCUCCGGCUUGGACGGCAAGCCCGGCAUUCGGGGAAUGGAUGGGCCUGUGGGUCCAGCCGGUCCAGCUGGGCCAAAAGGCGACAGAGGUGAGAGGGGAAUUCCUGGAGAGCCUGGACCGAGGGGACCUUAUGGACUCCCUGGGUCAGCGGGACUUCCGGGGCAGGACGGGGUCGCAGGAUUAAGGGGAGAGAAAGGCGACGUUGGGGAGAGAGGAGAGAAGGGUUUCCGGGGAUUUAAGGGUGAAAAGGGGGAACCAGGGCAGCCAGGUCUGGACGGGCUGGAUGCCCCGUGCCAAUUGGGUCCUGAUGGAUUACCAAUGCCUGGAUGCUGGCAAAAGGGAGUGACCCCGUGGUUGGUCGCCUGA